Messenger RNA from Gallus gallus (chicken), 4230 nucleotides. RefSeq names its product eukaryotic translation initiation factor 1B (gene EIF1B). Gene Ontology annotation, cellular component: eukaryotic 43S preinitiation complex. Gene Ontology annotation, biological process: translational initiation. NCBI's taxonomy places the organism in Eukaryota, Metazoa, Chordata, Aves, Galliformes, Phasianidae. The transcript is spliced from 4 exons. Bases 93 to 434 code for a protein of 113 amino acids. The record is from RefSeq and is a predicted model, not a curated record. Gene Ontology annotation, molecular function: translation initiation factor activity; RNA binding; ribosomal small subunit binding.
GCCCCCGCCGGCACUGCGGAGCCGCAGACGUGACCCGAGCGGAGCCAGCCGCGGCCUUUCCCCGCUGCGCCAGCCUCUCGCCGCAGAAUCGCAUGUCAUCUAUCCAGAAUCUCCAAUCCUUCGACCCCUUUGCUGAUGCUACAAAGGGUGACGACUUACUCCCGGCAGGGACUGAGGAUUACAUUCAUAUAAGGAUCCAACAGCGAAACGGAAGAAAGACUCUAACCACCGUUCAGGGAAUUGCAGAUGACUAUGACAAGAAGAAACUUGUGAAAGCCUUCAAAAAGAAAUUUGCUUGUAAUGGCACUGUGAUUGAGCAUCCUGAAUACGGCGAAGUUAUCCAGCUUCAAGGUGACCAGAGGAAGAACAUUUGCCAAUUCCUCUUGGAGAUUGGCAUUGUCAAGGAAGAACAACUGAAGGUUCAUGGUUUCUAACCCACCCCUACUCCCAUGAAGAAUCCCGCAGUGUUUGGUCCUACCCAGCCUGGCUCUUCUGUGAAAAAUGUAUCUUUGCAGUGAAUGGACUUCCCUAUUUCCUCACCAUUCUGAAUUGGUUUCAGAUUUGCAUGACUGUGUGAAACAUGUGGUGUGUAGACUAGAAACACAUAAGAAAACUUCAGUAAGGUGGUAAUGAAGACACUUGUGAACUUCAGCACAUUUCCAAUGGAAAUGUUUUAGUGAUGAUUGUUCAGUUGACUGUUCUUCACCUGACUUAACUGUGUGGGUUGUAUUAAAAUAGUGUGUGUUAUUGCUUAAAAAAUAAAAGUUGAUUGAUGUAUUUUCUGGGAUAUCUGAAGUGCUUUAGCUUAAGGUUUAAACUAGUGCAGCAGCCUUACUGUAGAAUGGCUGAAGUGUUUUGUGGCAAGUACAGCUCACUGCUUACUGAAAAAAAAAUGGCAAAUCUACAUGAAGUAUUAGCUGAUGAAUCAGUAGAUUAGCUUGAUGCGAUCUUAUGCUGUAGCUGUAAGACUAGAGCUUUAAGGCUUUUAUGUAGGUGUACAUUAAUAGCAGCAUGAUAAGAUGUUCUUUGUUGAGUAACUGAAUUUUCUCUCCAAAAUUUACUGCAGUAUGUAGUAAUGGUGUUAAGCAUAGUAGAACUAACGUAAGUUGAUCUACUUAAAGCUGCUGUUACUGAGAGUAUAUUAAACAUCUAGGUCUUGAAUGCUUCUCUCGAAUCAUUUGAUUUUCAUCUCUUCUGUCAGAGUGAAGGAGAACAAUACUGAGUUGGAUUCUGCAAUGACUGAGCAUUUAACGUUGGCAGGCAGAGUACUUCUAUUAGCUGGUAGUGUUAGCUGCAAAAGUGAGGAAAGGAGCAGGCUUUUGUUCUGGUGUGAAAAGUUUUAAUAUGGAGGAUUUUGUUGUGGGGUUUGGGUGUUAAUAGAGGAAGCUGAUUUGGGCUUUACUCAGUGUUAUAAUAGAGGUGUUGGGUUUUUUUUUUUCUACCAAGCUCCUCAUCCAGUUUUAGUUAGCUGUAAGUAUUUAGUAUUUUGCGUGCAAGACACAUCUCUUAACAGAUGAAAUGACUUUGUCUGGUGAAUGUGGGGGAAAAAAAAAAUUGAUUACCAAACUAGACAGCGAGAAAAUUUGUCACAUUCUUCUUUAUUACCACCUGUGUCUGUAGUCUUCAUAUUCAGAGACUUGUCUUUCUAGACAAAUGCUCAGUUGUAACCCAUUAGAACAUUUUUAGAUUGAUGAGUCCAGGUAAGAGCCUUUAUGCCACUAACGGCAACUAGGGGAGCACUGCAGAGCAUUCCUAUGACAUCUUUGUACUAUGUGGUACAGAUAAUUGUACUUGUAAGAAUCCACUCUUUGGUCUCUUUCAAUUUCCAUGCAUUCUUCCCGGAGUUACAGGCUUUUCUGUUCCAGAAGGGUGUCCCAGAAGAGAGGAUAUUGUUAAGGUGUUACGUGCUUAGGAUGAGGAGGAAAAGCCUCCUGUAAACAUAGAAUAUCAACACAUGAAACUAAAAUCCAAAGAAUGAGAAGUAUUAUGCUAGUCUUGCACAUUAGUGAGAUAAAGUCAUUGUUCCACAAGUUUACCAAGCCCUGAUUCACAGUUGAUUAAUCCUUUGGUGUGUGUAGCACUUAAUGAUCUUUGUUUUAUCAAAUACUGGAAGAAGACAUUUUAUUUCAAAGCUUGUUCUGUCACCCAGUAGGGGAAAAAAAAACCCCAAAAAACAGUAUAGUCUUCUGUUUCACUGAUACUGCAUGAGUACUUGUAGUGGGUUUUUCAAUUGGAGAUUACCAAAUGAUUAGCAAGUCUCAUGUGUUACUGAGUCAGUCUUCAUUGCAGAUGAUGUUCCGUUAACUUUCAUUACCUAAGCUGAGUCAUUUCUCUGUAGUCAUUCUACUUGAAAUAAAUAAGAAACUUUAUUUUGUUCACUUCAUGUAAGACUGCUUUCUGAAAGGAGGAGUCUUGUGUUGAUAGGUGGCUUGAUUUUUAUGCUGUACUGGUGGAGCUGCUUGUGCUUUGACCUUUGAAGAGCAAAAACGAGAGGGAAAAAGUAAUACAUUUUAAGUUCAAAUUGAUGGGAUUUGUUGUUGCAGCAAGCAAAAAUUCAUCUUGCUAGAAAGAACACAGGAAUUUGUCCUUGAACUGUUGAAAAGUUGUGUCAGGAUGAGAUUGUGGCUAACCACCUUACGAGCACAAGCCUCUCCUUCCAGAGAAAAGGCUUCCACAAUUUCAUGUUCUAUUGUCUUGUACUGAAAGGUCUGUCAAAACUCAGCCUACUUGAAAUACAGACCUGUGUUUCAGGAAAGCUGAAGAACAUGAGGCUAGAAAAAAAGAGCUAUUUAAGUUACUGCAUGGGAAACACACUUUCACAGCGAAGCCAGUUUUCCAACUUUGUCCCAGGAUAAAUUAGAAAAUAGCACGUUGCCUGUAAUUAUUGAGGCAGGAAAAGGGAGCUAGUAAUAGAAAACACGUGUAAACCUGCAGGGACUGAGGCUUUGCAAGCUCAGACUGCAGAUAGUGGUGUUUUCUUUUGUUGGAAUAUUAUGAAGCCUCUAUACUCCAGGAUUGCCUCCUUAGAAAUAACCAAGGUUUAGUUGCUAGCUGCAGUUGGAUGCCGGAACUGCCGUUUUGUAGCCUUGCUAUGCAUAGGUAUAUUAGGCUAUUAUAGCUGGCCAAUAAGCUGAAGUAGGCUGUUGUAUGGAUAAGUUAUUGGAAUUGGCUGUUCAGAGCAUUCAUCUGUUUAAGGAGACUGUUGCUUCCCAAACUCUGGUAGCAGUCAGUAUUUAUAGAAGAUAGUGGUUUAAGUCUGUAAGCUUUCCAUUUUUCUGUGAAUUAUCAGGCACUUAAACCUGCCCGUGUGGUCUACCAAGUCUGGCCCUUUGUAUCAGAGACAAAUGUGAGGAGCACAGCUGUGGGCAGAUGAGCAGUAACUUUCCCAAGCAAAAACCUUUGAAAAGGAGUGUACAAAUUGAACCAAUGAAUAGUAUGUGCACAGUGGCAUUGCUUAAUGUCUCCUUUCCUGCAAUAUGAUCUUUGUACAGCCUAAACAAAAAGUGUUUUAUUCUGGAUAAGAAUUUGGAGGGAGAAAACAGAACACAAAACCUUAGGAAAUAAGCUUGUCUCUUUAGUCUGUCAUAGCUUAGAUUUUCCUGGAGUCGACUUCUAGCAUUGCUAUCCCUGUUUGCGUAUUUUUAAAACACAUAAUAGAAUUUCCUCGAGAGCUUAGCAUUUAAGGUUCUAAAUGCAUCUAAACUCAUCAUAGAACUUGUGAAUGGUUGUUAGGAGCUUAUCUUACACAUCUAAAAACAAAGCAGAGUUCUGCAUUUAUCCUUUCUGCCAUCCCGACUGUAAUCACUAUGCUGGUGCCUUAUAGAUGCAUAAUGUAUCCACAGACCACCAGUAAGCAGGGGUGAGGCAGUGCCCCCUGCUGUAACAUGAUGCUCUGGUUAUAGUUUGUGUAAGAUUUCAUCUCGUGUGCUGCCCUCUUACAGACUGUACUGCUCUGAUCUUACAGUAUAGGACAGGUACUUCGAGUUCCAGUCAGCAGUUCUUAAUCCUCCUGGAUGGCUCCGGGGUACUGAGUUUUCAUGUGACACCCUUGUUUAAUUUGGCUCAGCCUUAUCUUAUUAUGUGAAUAUACGUAUGAGACUAGUAUUUAUAAAGUUAAAGAAUGUGACAGGCCAUUUGAUAAUUACUUGGAUAAGUCGUAACCUGUAUUAAAGUAUUGCUAGAGAGCUGAGACAACAAUCUUCUGAAAUAAAAUGUACCGUUGUUGUUUUA